Messenger RNA from Effrenium voratum, 540 nucleotides. NCBI's taxonomy places the organism in Eukaryota, Dinophyceae, Suessiales, Symbiodiniaceae. The record is from the annotation of a GenBank genome assembly.
AUGGACGAAGGGACCCGCAGCCUUGCCCUUGCGACUCAGAUUGGGGUAGGAGAGCGCCAGGUUUACGGAGUGAACUUUGCGGGUGCCACACGAGGCGAAAACAUCAACUACGUGAUCCCGGCCUUCCGAGUCCAGGCCCUCAUGAACCUUCACCUGAAGGAGCAAGCCGCGCAACCCUGGAGGCGUUUAGGCUUCAAGACGCCGGGCCACGGUCUCACCGUGAUCCAGCCCAACCAGGCGCUCUACAACUUCACCGAAGGGUGCAAGGAGGGCGUCUUCGUGGGUCGUGUGCACCAAGACGGGUUCAUGAGCAAGGCAGCGCCCCCGCUGAAGGAGGGAAGCAUGCUGCUCUCGGUGGCUGGACGCAAGCUGGAUGGCUUUGGCAAGGCGGACAUCAAGGAGCUCAUGAUGGGAAAGGCAGCCUUGGAGGACCUCUUCUUCAUUCAGUCGGACUUGAAGUCUGAGGCUUGCAGCGCCUCGAUUUCGCUGGCACUGAGUGGCGAGUGGGCAGGGGGGAACGGAAGGGUUGGGCGACAUUGA